Micromonas pusilla CCMP1545 is the source of this 729-nucleotide messenger RNA. RefSeq lists its product as uncharacterized. The transcript has 3 exons. Bases 1 to 729 code for a protein of 242 amino acids. The record is from RefSeq and is a predicted model, not a curated record. Gene Ontology annotation, cellular component: mitochondrion. Gene Ontology annotation, biological process: tRNA modification; mRNA pseudouridine synthesis. NCBI's taxonomy places the organism in Eukaryota, Viridiplantae, Chlorophyta, Mamiellophyceae, Mamiellales, Mamiellaceae. Gene Ontology annotation, molecular function: pseudouridine synthase activity; RNA binding.
AUGGUCCUCCUCGUGGACAAGCCGCGCGGGUACACGUCCUUCGACGUCGUCGCGCGCGUGCGCGGCAUCGCUCGUCGGAUGGGCGUGAAAAAAGUCGGCCACUGCGGCACGCUGGACCCGAUGGCCACCGGCGUGCUCGUGCUGUGCGUCGGCCAGGCGCGUUCUGUCUCACCCUGGUCCCCAUACGACCGCGCGUACGUCGGGACGAUGAAGCUCGGCGAGAGGACGCCGUCGCAGGACGCGGACACGGCGCCGGACGCGACGUUCCCGUGGGAAGGGAUCGCGGACGACGAGCUCCGCGACGCGGCGGCGAAGCUCGUCGGCGACUUGAAGCAGGCGCACGACCCUCAGCUGCCUCCGAUGUACAGCGCGAUCAAGGUGAAAGGGAAGCGGCUGUACGAGUCCGCGAGGAAGGGCGAGGUCGUGGAGCGGAAAACAAGAGACGUGCGCGUCGACGCGUUCGAGGUGGAGCGCGACGCGACGAACAGGCAGUUGGUGCACUUCAAGGUGGAGUGCGGCAAAGGGACGUACGUGCGCACGCUCGCGCACGACCUAGGCGAGUCGUUGGGAAGCGCCGCGCAUCUCACCGCGCUGCGGCGCGUGCGCGUGGGGGAGUACGACGUGGACGACGCGUGGACGAUAGACAUGCUGAACGACGCGUGCGCGCCGAUGGUAGAGGCGGCGGAGGACGCGAAGGCGGCGGCGGCGGCGGCGGCGGGCGGGAGGUAG